AGCCCGGGUGUGUCAGCGCUGACCCCGACCCGAGGGCCCGUUUCCGGAGGAACCAAGGUGACCAUACGGGGUCAGGACCUGAGCGCCGGCAGCAGCGUGAACGUUCGCUUUGGGAACAAAACCUGUGAGUUUUACAGUCGGAGUACCACGGAGAUCGUGUGUGUCUCGGCGCCCUCUCUCUACAGCGAGGGUUCGGUGCUGGUUCAGGUCGUAGUGGAUCGGGCCGAGCUCAACACCAAACUGAGCUUUGAGUACAUCGAGGAUCCAGCGGUACAGAGCGUAGAACCUGAGUGGAGCAUAGCCAGUGGACACACCACCCUGACGGUGACCGGCACUAAUCUAGAUGUGGUGCAGGAGCCUCGGGUUCGAGUCAGAUAUGGCGGGCGUGAGUCUGUUAACGUGUGUACAGUGGUAAACUCCACCUCGAUCUGCUGCUCCGCUCCGCCUCUGAUGGCCGAAUUCGCCCCGGGGCAGGACUCGGUGAAGCAGGCCGACGAGUUUGGCUUCAUCUUCAAUAACGUUCACGCUCUGCUCACCUACAACAGCACCAGUUUUGUGUAUUACCCCAAUCCCGCGUUCGAACAGCUGAGUGUGUCCGGGGUGCUGGAGCAGAAACCGGGAUCGCCCAUCAUCCUCAAAGGCAGGAAUCUGGUUCCACCAGCAUCUGGAGGUUCCAAACUGAACUACACCGUCCUGGUCGGAGAUGUUCCCUGCCUCAUCACCGUCUCCGAGACACAGCUGCUGUGUGAGCCGCCUCCUCUCACCGGCCAGCACAGAGUCACGAUCCAGGUGGGUGGUCUCCAUCUGUCUCCAGGUUCAGUCCACAUCCAAUCGGAUAGUCUCCUGACGUUACCCGCCAUCUUCAGCAUUGCAGCAGGAGGAGGCCUGCUCUUCAUCAUCGUCAUCCUCGUCCUGAUUGCCUACCGACGCAAAUCGCACGAGAACGACCUCACGCUCAAACGGCUGCACAUGCAAAUGGACAACUUGGAGUCCAGAGUGGCUCUGGAAUGCAAAGAGGCAUUUGCGGAGCUCCAAACAGACAUAAACGAGCUGACGAGCGAUCUGGACCGAGCUGGAAUCCCACACCUGGAUUAUCGCAACUAUGUCAUGAGGAUUCUGUUUCCGGGCAUGGACGACCAUCCGGUGCUCCGAGAGCUGGAGGUGGCGGGCUGUGGGCAGCAGCGUGUAGAGAAGGCUCUGAAGCAGCUGGGUCAGCUGGUGAACAAUAAGACGUUCGUGCUGUCGUUUAUCCGCACGCUGGAGCUGCAGCGCUCGUUCUCCAUGCGUGAUCGCGGCUACGUGGCGUCGCUCAUCAUGACCGCGCUGCACAACAGACUGGAGUUCAUCACCGAUGUCCUCAAACAGUUGCUCUCCGAGCUUAUCGCCAAGAGCAUGGAGAGCAAGAACCACCCCAAACUACUGCUGCGCCGGACAGAGUCAGUAGCAGAGAAGAUGCUGACGAAUUGGUUUGCCUUCCUCCUUCACAAGUUCCUGAAGGAGUGUGUGAGUGAGCCCCUCUUCAUGCUACACUGUGCUAUAAAGCAGCAGAUGGAGAAGGGGCCGAUCGACGCCGUUACAGGAGAGGCGCGGUACUCCCUCAGCGAGGAUAAACUCAUCCGCCAACAGAUCGACUACAAAACACUGACGGUGUGCUGUGUGGACGGAGACCAGGAGAAUGGGGGGAUGGAGGUGGUGGUGAAGGUGUUAAACUGUGACACCAUCACGCAGGUGAAGGAGAAAAUCCUCGACGCCAUCUAUAAGAACGUCCCAUACUCUCAGAGACCGCGUGCAGGCGAUAUGGACUUGGAAUGGCGUCAGGGCCGCACAGCGCGCGUGGUCCUGCAGGACGAGGACAUCACCACUAAAAUUGAAAACGACUGGAAGAGACUCAACACACUCGUUCACUAUCAGGUGUCUGAUCGCUGUGUGAUGGCUCUGGUACCUAAGCAGAUGUCCUCCUACAACAUCUCGACAUCGGCCAGCUUCCCGCAGAGCUUCAGCCGAUACGAUGCAGUCCUUCGCUCCGUGUCCGCGGGCAGUCCGGACUUCUCACACUCCCUGGUGCCGAUGAUCACGCCAGAUAUGGAGAGCAGCGUUAAAGUUUGGCAUCUGGUCAAAAACCACGACCACGGAGACCAAAAAGAAGCUGAUCGCGGCAGCAAGAUGGUGUCCGAGAUCUACCUGACCCGCCUUCUGGCCACCAAGGGGACGUUGCAGAAGUUUGUGGACGAUCUCUUCGAGACGCUCUUCAGCACGGCGAAUCGGGGCAGCGCGCUCCCGCUCGCCAUCAAAUACAUGUUCGACUUCCUGGAUGAGCAGGCGGACAAACACGGCAUCCACGACCCCGACGUCCGACACACGUGGAAGAGCAACUGUCUUCCUCUGCGCUUCUGGGUGAACGUGAUCAAAAACCCUCAGUUCGUGUUCGACAUCCACAAGAGCAGCAUUACAGACGCGUGUCUAUCCGUAGUGGCUCAGACCUUCAUGGACUCGUGCUCGACCUCGGAACAUCGACUUGGCAAGGACUCGCCCUCGAACAAGCUCCUCUAUGCUAAAGACAUCCCGCACUAUAAGAGCUGGGUGGAGCGGUACUAUGCCGAUAUAAGCCGUCUGCCGUCCAUCAGCGAUCAGGACAUGAACGCGUAUUUGGCCGAGCAAGCGCGUCUUCAUUCGCACGAGUUUAACGCGCUCAGUGCCCUGCACGAGAUCUACGCCUACGUCAGGAAGUACAGCCAGGAGAUAGUGCAGUCUCUGAAGCAGGACCCGUUGGCCCAGAAACAAAGACUCGCCUACAAACUGGAGCAGCUCAUUGCUGACAUGGAUCAUGAGAGCUGAUCUGAGAUCCCCGACCCUACCCCACCCCACCCCACCUCCCCCCCAAAAAAUGGACAAAAAUCAUCAACUGAUCAACUGAGAAUGAACUGAAGUGAGAUUACAAGUCGGACGAGUCACGGUGACGAGUGGUUAACCUUCCAGCUUGAUUUCGAAGGCUUCAGUGCGUCACGGUAUCCUCUCACGUCCUCACUUUUUUAAAAAGAGACAUUAAAUACCAUGAAACUAAAUCUCGACCUAGCUUUUUGUGCUAGCAUUUACCACAGCAGCGUAACUGUAAUAAAACUAACGGUGUAAAUAUUUUAGAUUUCCUCAUCGCAGCUACGUGACUCCAGCCUACAGAACACAGAGGCUCUCCUGAGGAAAAGACAGAUAGAUGUUAUUAGAUAAACAGCGCCAUCUACUGCAUGAAGUGAGAAGUUCUGCACCAGUUCUCAACUUUGAGCUAGAAAACAAAUACAAAAAAAUACAAAAUUUUUUUUUUUUAAAUUUAAAAAAUGAUAGCCUCAUUAAAAUUUCAGACUUAUUACAUUCUUACACUUUCAUAUACACGUUUGCUAAUAAAGGGGGGUGCGGAGGUUUUGGGUUUUACUUUAUGCAUGAGAGAAAUAUGCUUGUUAUUUAUUACUCCAAGCUCAUAAACAUUUUUAUUAGCUUUGAUGUGACUCGUGUCUGUAGCGGAUGUAAAACUGGAGCGCUGAAGAGAAAUGACUUUCACAGUGGACCGAUUUUAAUUACACCGGUAAAAAAGCUCUGUGUACUGUACGUGGACCAAGAAUUUAGCUAGGGCCGAACGUCAUGUCUUUCCAAAUAAAAUGCAGGUUUGUGUGUAUGAAAGUGGGUGUUGUUUACAGAAUGUGCGUCCACCGUGACAUGUCCUUUCUCAAGAGGGUUUUGUGCGAUUACUACUUAUAUUAAUAUAGGUCGUCUCUUAUACUUGAAAGAAGCGAACGUUAGCGUCGUUUGUUUUCCGUCACUGUACUGAUGAGCUUCCAGAGUCUUUCUGUACACACGUUCCCUUUCUUACACGCGUGACGGUCACGUGUCCGUGCUGGUUGAUGACGUGUUCCAGAUACAGGGAUUUUGCAACAAACCUGAUUUGUACGAUGUCAAAUUGGAGCUGUAUAAAAAACUUCAGUGUGAUAUUUUAGUCUAUCGAUCAUGAUUCUGAAGUUCACAGGUUUGGCUCCUGACCUCGUCAAUAAUUCAGAUGAUUAUCUUUUUUGUGUGUUUAACCCUAAACAUUUCAUUGUGCUCCCUCGUGUUUCUGCAGGUUAUAAUUUAUUCCUUAUUCUCGUCUGGUUUAAUGUCUUGUCCGUGUGUUUCUUCAUGGCGGUGAGUAAAACCAGUAUCGUCAGUUCACGGUGUAACACACAACCCUGUUUUACGACUUUAGUAAAAAUGUGACUGUAUUUUAUUCAUUUAUUUCAUGUUUUUUUUUUUUUUUACAGCUCGAUUUAUUGUGUAUUCAAACUGUAAAUAGUAAACAUUCCUAUUUUGCAAUUAUCCCCCACACUUUUUUUUAAACAGUUGUAACAAAUUAAAUAAAAUCAACUAAUCAAAGCGUCAGUAUAUGUUAAUCUCUGAUGUUACCAUUGGUGUUACUUGCCAGUCAUUUACCGAGCAGUUAAUUAAUACCCAGCAAUUGUUAGAAACUCUAUAUAAUCUAAUAGUGAUCUAAAAGUUAUUAACAAAAGUUUGAUGGAGUUUCUUUAGUGUGGAAACAUUGUGCAGCUCAUAGACCCGAAUGAAGGGGACAGGUAAAGGGUAAAACUCCAGGAGCCAGAGAGAUGAAAAGAGCUGAAGCUACAGAGGUUCGUCCAUACUUUACAUACCAAGAGCUGUCCACUUGCAUGUAAUGUUUUGUGAAACUGUUCAUGCAGGCUCUGAUGGUGACUCAGACGGUGGAUGAUGGGAAGCUGAAUCCUGUGAAGCAGUGAAAUGUAGAAAAUUCAUGCAUGUUUGUCCAAUGCCACUGUAAUAAGAUCUGGUUUGUUUGUGUGUGAGUUCAGCUUUAUUAAUAUUAUACUGAAUUCAGUGUUGAUUGUACAGAAGUGAUCACAGUUUGCGAACCACGAUAUUGUUAAACAGUUAAGAGGUCUGCCUUCUCAUAAACCAGUACACGCAAAACAUUCAGGGUUUUUAUUUUUAUUUCUUAUAACUUUUAUUUUUAUUUCUUAUAACUUCACACCCCGCCUUCACUUCAUCGAGCGACUGUCACUUGAAGUUUUUAUUUAUUCUGUGGACGGUUGGAGAAGGAAUGGAAGAACGAACUGUAGUAGUCACAAUGCAUAUCGUCUCCUGUAUAAUUAAUAAUCACAGGGUUUCAGAUGUAUCUUAAUACUGUAAUAAAUCCCACAUAGAUUGCUAA
This is a messenger RNA of Ictalurus punctatus (channel catfish), 5203 nucleotides long. RefSeq names its product plexin-A2. Gene Ontology annotation, molecular function: semaphorin receptor activity. Lineage: Eukaryota; Metazoa; Chordata; Actinopteri; Siluriformes; Ictaluridae. Gene Ontology annotation, cellular component: semaphorin receptor complex. The record is from RefSeq and is a predicted model, not a curated record. Gene Ontology annotation, biological process: semaphorin-plexin signaling pathway involved in axon guidance; regulation of GTPase activity; regulation of cell shape.